Messenger RNA from Cyclopterus lumpus (lumpfish), 4595 nucleotides. Its product is annotated as protein kinase C epsilon type-like. NCBI's taxonomy places the organism in Eukaryota, Metazoa, Chordata, Actinopteri, Perciformes, Cyclopteridae. Gene Ontology annotation, molecular function: ATP binding; diacylglycerol-dependent serine/threonine kinase activity. Gene Ontology annotation, biological process: protein phosphorylation. The transcript is spliced from 15 exons. The record is from RefSeq and is a predicted model, not a curated record. The coding region runs from base 4 to 2343 and encodes 779 amino acids.
CCCAUGCCGCGCUGCGCUGCCAUGGUGAUCUUCAACGGGAUGCUGAAGAUCCGGAUCCGCGAGGCGCUGGACCUCAAGCCCACGGCGUGGUCCCUGCGUCACGCCGUGGGCCCCAAGACCCAGAGCUUCCUGCUGGACACGUACAUCGCCCUGAACGUGGACGACUCGCGCGUGGGCCAGACCUCCACCAAGCAGAGGACCAACAGCCCCGCGUGGAACGACGAGUUCACCACGGAGGUCCACGACGGCCGCCGGAUCGAGCUGUCGGUGUUCCACGACGCGCCGAUCGGCUGCGACGACUUCGUGGCCAACUGCAUCAUCCAGUUCGAGGACAUCCUUCACAACGGGGGCAAGCACUUCGAGGACUGGAUUGACCUGGAGCCCGAGGGAAAGGUGUACGUUGUUAUCGACCUGUCCGGAUCUUCAAGUGAAGCGGGCUCCACCGAGAAUGAGGAGCGCGUGUUCCGGCAGCGGAUGGGACCCAGGAAGCGGCAGGGCGCCGUCCGCCGGAGGGUCCACCAGGUCAACGGGCACAAGUUCAUGGCCACCUACCUGAAGCAGCCCACCUACUGCUCCCACUGCAGGGACUUCAUCUGGGGCGUCUUAGGAAAGCAGGGCUACCAGUGUCAAGUGUGUACCUGCGUGGUCCAUAAGCGCUGCCAUGAGCUCAUCAUCACCAAGUGUGCAGGGAUGAAGAAGCAGGAGGACACGGUGGAGGAGCCGCUGUGUUCUCAGAGGUUCAGCGUCAACGUGCCGCACAAGUUCAGCAUCCACAGCUUCAAAGUCCUCACCUUCUGCGACCACUGCGGGUCCCUGAUCUGGGGUCUGCUGCGACAGGGGCUCCAGUGUAAAGUGUGUAAAGUGAACGUACACAGGCGCUGUGAGAGCAACGUCGCUCCCACCUGCGGCGUGGACGCCAGAGGAAUCGCUAAAGUCCUCGCCGACCUCGGAGUCACGCCGGACAAGAUCUCCAACAGCGCCAACAGGCGGAAAAAGCUGCCUCAGAGCCAGGGCCCCCAGACGACGUCAUCGGAGACGCCCAAGACGGAGGACGACCGCUCCAGGUCCGCCCCCACCUCGCCGUGCGACCAAGACGUGAAGGAGCUGGAGAACAUCCGGAAGGCCCCGUCGUUGGACCACCGCGGCGGAGCGGAGCACAAGACGCACGCCCUCUCCUCCCCGCCGUCCGUCGCCGCGGUGACGGUGGGGGGCGGAGACGGAGACGGAGACGGAGGAGGAGGAGGCGGCGGCGGCGGCGGAGGAGGAGGAGCGGAGGUGGAGGGCAGCCGGGAGAACGGAGAGGUCAAAGGUCACGCGGCGCCCGAACUCAAGAGGAUGAAUUUGCCCGACUUCGUGUUCAUCAAAGUCCUGGGCAAAGGGAGCUUCGGGAAGGUGAUGCUGGCGGAGCUGAAGGGCAGCGACGAGGUUUACGCCGUCAAAGUGCUGAAGAAAGACGUGAUCCUGCAGGACGACGACGUGGACUGCACUCUGACCGAGAAGCGCAUCCUGGCCCUGGCCAGGAAGCACCCGUACCUGACGCAGCUCUUCUGCUGCUUCCAGACCAAAGACCGCUUGUUCUUCGUGAUGGAGUACGUCAACGGAGGCGACCUCAUGUUUCAGAUCCAGCGCUCGAGGAAGUUCGACGAGGCGAGGUCUCGUUUUUACGCCGCCGAGGUCACGUCCGCUCUGAUGUUCCUGCACCGGCACGGAGUCAUCUACAGAGACUUGAAGCUGGACAACAUCCUGCUGGAUGCGGAGGGUCACUGCAAGCUGGCGGACUUCGGGAUGUGCAAAGAGGGCAUCCUCAAUGGAGUCAGCACCACCACCUUCUGUGGGACGCCAGAUUACAUCGCACCCGAGAUCCUUCAAGAGCUGGAUUACGGCCCGUCAGUGGACUGGUGGGCUCUGGGGGUGCUGAUGUAUGAGAUGAUGGCAGGUCAGCCGCCAUUUGAAGCCGAUAAUGAAGACGACCUGUUUGAGUCCAUCCUCCACGACGACGUCCUCUAUCCCGUCUGGCUCAGCAAGGAGGCCGUGUCCAUUCUUAAAGCGUUCAUGACCAAGAGUCCCAACAAGCGUCUGGGCUGUGUGGUGGCUCAGGGUCUGGAGGAGGCCAUUAAGCUCCACGUGUUCUUCAGAGAGAUCGACUGGACGCUGCUGGAGCAGAGGAAGAUCCGACCGCCAUUCAAACCUCGCAUCAAAACCAAAAGGGACGUGAACAACUUUGACCAGGACUUCACACGAGAGGAACCCAACCUGACGCCGGUGGAAGACAACGUCAUCAAGCAGAUCAAUCAGGACGAGUUUAAAGGAUUCUCCUACUGCGGAGACGAGACUGUGGCCUAGACACACACACACACACACACACACACACACAAUCUGACACAGAUAAUGUAACACAUUAAUAUACACCACCACACACCACAGCAAAGAUGUAAUAUUUGAAGAAACGCACGGACCGAGCCCUUCUGAACUUCUUCAGAUUCGGACCGCUCCGGGAAUUAUACUAGACCAUCGGUAUCUCUCUCUCUCUUUAUGGUUUCUGUGCUCUUUGUUGUUUGUCCAUAUUUGCAUAUGCCAUCAAAGUAUAUGAUCGAGCAGCAUGCAAGACUGAAAGAAAUGCCUCUUAUCUUUAGUCCGGAUGUAUUUCUAAUACAUGAGCAAGGUCACGGCCUGUAAGUGUGUGUGUGUGUGUGUGUGUGUGUGCGCGCGAGGUAACGUGAGUGCAAGUGUGCAUGCAUGCAUAGUUGCAUACUGCACCUCUAGAAAGAGCACGACUGUCAUUUCUGCACACGAUGUGCUGUAUCCUGUGUCUAUCUCCGUGUUUAAAGAAUGUUUUUCUUCUUCACUAAACUUGUAUGUGAAUGGAAAACAAAUAUAUAUAUAUAUACAUAUAUAUGUUGAACCAAUGAUUGUAUUUUUAAAAAAAAAGAAAAAAGAAAAUCUUUCAUUAUACAAGCUUCUUUUUUUUCUUCUCUCCUCUCUGAUGUAAUCAUGAUGGAAUUAGAGGUUUCUGUCAGUUUGACGUCCGACAGCCAAGCUGAAGGCGCCCGACUAAAGCGUAACGCUGGCAUCGUGUACUAUGAGUUGUGUCGUUACGGAGGAGGUUACCACACAAGCUGCUGUUCCCCCUGCUCGCUCCACAUUUCAGCUUGUUAGUACCUCUUCAUUCGAAAACCCAAACGGUACCGUUAGCCGUCCGCUACCUUCCAGUAGCUCCCCGCUGGGCGUCCGCCCUGCUGGAGGGAGACGUGCUUUGCAGCGUUAACAAGUGUAACAGACGGCUUCGUGUGUGACAUAAUCGGGACGGUUGUCCAGUGAAGCCAAAUAACUGAAAUCUAAAAAUGUCCUUACUGUUACGGAAACUCUCGUUGCACCUGCUGGAGCAAAAUCCCUCCAGGUCAACUCCUUAAAUCCCUUUCAUGACCACUUGAUUGUGUGUGUGUGUGUGUGUGUGUGUGUGUGCAUCAUGUUGUAUUUUUUUUUUUAUUAUUUAAAAACAUAUUUUUGUCCAUGUUGUUGUGCUGUUUCUUUUUUUACUAGAUCAUUAAUGAAUGAAAUCUGUAGGUUAGGCGAGAGUCACCUGGUGACCACACUCCUCCUCUUCCUCCUCCUCCUCCUCCUCUUCCUCUUCCUCUUCCUCCUCCUCCUCCUGCUCUUUGUGCUGCCCGGAUAUUGGAGGUCCAGUGAGCUCCAGAGGUGUCGGUCCAUGUCACAGGUCAGGUUUAGGACUUUAUAGAAAACGGAAAAAGAAUCCAAACACCUUUCAAGAAGACUCCAUGUGCAAUAGUUUUUUUUUUUAUUUGUUUGUUGAGUUGUUGUUUUUUCUAUUUGUUCCUUCUCUUUCUUUCUUCUCAUCUUCCUCUUGUUUCCCCUCAGGGAGCAACAGAGGAGACGACUUCACAGUUGGUUUAAGGGCACAUGAAUGUGAUCGUUAUUUACAACACAUUUCAAGACACACACACACACACACACACACACACACACACACACACACACAUGGACAGCAUUGCAGACUUGACAUUGUUUUACUGCCGGCCAACUCUUAAAACAUGGAUGAGUCUGCCGUCCAUCUCUUCUCUUUUCUUCUCUUUUCUUAACGUGUCUCGUGUUGCAUCUUUGUUUUUGUCUUUUAAUUCUUCCACUACGGCCCAGAAAUGAUGUUCUUUCCCAGAAGUCCUCCAAUGCAAAAUGACUAAUUAAAUUUUUGAAAUGUUCCACCCCAACAAUCCCUUUGGUGAAGAAUAGAAUCAUGAAGGAAGUUCCCCUUUUCUCUGGUUUUCAGGUAGAAGUUAAAUUGUGUCCUGACGGUUGAUUUCAAACAAUAAAGACAGUAUUAUGAUUUAACUUACAGUAUGAAACAUUCAUCUUCCUGGGCUCAUAUGCAGAAUGUUGCUGUAUGUACAUGUUUCUGUGUUUUGUGGAGCUUUGUUUGUACAACGUUGUCAUCUGAUGUGUUUUUUUAUUUUUUAUUAUGUGCUUCAUUUUGUGUUUAUGUCAAAGUUGUUGUUUUCUUUUCACGCUGCGUGCCAAAUGUACUGUAUUUUAAAAAGGAUGUGAAGAUGUAUUUUAAUUUUUGAAACAAAUUAAAUAUCACA